AAAAGCCGUUCAGUUGCAGGCACAACAUUGAGGCGAAUGGCCAGAAACAGGUCAUAAACAAAGCCAAGAGAAUUCUUUAAAUAACCGUGAAACGUGACUUGUGACGAGGAGGACUCGUUUAAAUUUAUGAUGUUGCAAACAAUGCAUAAAUAUUUUAAUAACAAAAUAAAACUGCUGAUGCUGCUGUUUUUAAUAUUAAUAUUGACAUUAAAAUGGCAACAUGGUGUUUAUGGGACAUCAGCGGCAACAUAUGCUGCUAUCGAUGGUGUUGAGUUGAAUGCCAAUGGCACAGGAGGGGGGGAACAGGAGGAGAAGCCAAGAAAUGCCAAUACAAAAAGAUCCACCAUAUCUCAGAUGACCACUGCUGCUACCGAUGCUAUCAAGAAUGAAGAGAGAAAUAAUAAUUCUUUGAUUUAUGACAAUAUUAAUGAGAAUCUUAAUAAUAAAUUAUUGCAAAAUGUUGUUGUGGUCAAAGACAUUCAACAGCAGCGGCAGCAGCGGCGAAAUGAGCAAAGCACUCCCCAAGAAGAGCGGCAACAAAACCCCAAGAAUUUAUUAUCACCAACCGAGAAGCUUGAUGAUAUUGCUAUGGUCAAGGAUCAAUUAAAAGAGAACAAUAAUAAUGUCCAUGGGGAGCCAAAAAUCACCGUUGACUGCCAGGACAAUAUAAAUGACAUGGAAUGCUAUAGCAAUGUGGAAAAUGUCAUGAAUGAAAAUGAAAACAAAAAUGGCAUAAAUCAAAACACAAAAGCCAACGAAUCGAAAACACAGUUUCAGGCAAAAUUGAUACGUCAAUUUGCUUUGACGCACAAAAAAAUGAGUCGCAUCAAUUUGUUUACAUGUCAAGUGACAGGUAAUCAUAAUAGAGAUGGGAGUCCCAAGGAGUCAUAUAGGAAUCUUAUGGAACGUAAAAAAGAAACGGCGCAGUUAUUGGAUCAAUUGUUUACAGGAGGGAAAUCGCUUGAUAAAUUAGAAUCAGAUAAUAGAGGUCUAAUUUUGAAAAUAAUACAAAUUGAUCAUUUGAUACCGAAGAAGAGAACAGAUUCAGGUCCCGCUAAUCAAAGAGGCCGUUUUGAGAGAACAAAUACACGAAAUGUUGGAGGUCCCAAUUCACGCAACUCGUUAUCGAACACUAAUUGGUUGGAUCAAAUUUUACGUCCUGAAUAUUAUUCGCAACUUGUUGUCGUCGAUCUGGCAUGUGGUGAGGCAAGCCGUAAACUUUUGGAAAUGGCCUCCAAUAAAGCUCUUUUUAACUCCUUGUAUCACUGGCUGUUGAUGGAGGAUUAUACAUUUAAUGGACAAACUGGAAUCAAUGAUGCGGAUGAUGAUAUGAAAAACAAGAUGAACAGUGACAGCAAGACGGAAACGGGUACGGCAACGGGAACGAGGGCAAGAAACACAAACGACGAUGAUGAUGUUGCUGCUGCUGCUGGAGAUAUGGAGAAUAUUGAAAAUUUUCUGGAAAAACUCAACAUCAAUAUAAAUACCGAGUUAAUAUUGGCAAAGAGACGUGUGCGUAGCAUUACGCUAACAACACCAGUUGCAGAGGCAAAAGCAACAACAACAACCACUAUUGCUACUGAAUCAACAACUACGGCAACUGUUCCUGUUGCUGUAGCUGAUUCUGACACCACCUCGAAGAGUAAAUCUCAAUCUAUUGUCAUGCCGUCGGUGGUGGAAAAUAAUGAUGCCACCCCCUCCUCCACCCCUGCGGCUGGUGUAGACUAUGAAACACUUGAAAAGAUGGAUUACUACUACCUCCUCUACGAUGUUUGGAGUCCUGGACGUCAGUAUGGUGGCAAAUUAAAUACUUCAGAAAUUGGUGAAUUUUCUGCCAGUCAAGGUUUGGAAUUAGCCGAUUGGUACAAAGGAUCAUCGUUCAUAAUGCGCAGAUUAAAUAUGCACUUGGCUCGUAUACGCUGCCUGGUUGUGGUAACUCAUAAAAACGGUUCAAAUUCAUUGCAUGAAUAUUUAAUCAGUCACAUCGAUACCCAUUUGGAUUCAAUGAAUCGCUUUAAUUUCGCAUUAUUAUCACAUGUUCGAGAUUUAUUCAAUUUCAGUUUCGUUUUGUCCAAAACCGCCACCUGGGGUUACCUGAAGAAUGGCAAAUUUGAUGGCAUGAUUGGUGCAUUGGUCCGAAAGCAAGCGGAUAUUGGUGGAUCACCCAUAUUCUUUCGCAUUGAACGUGCCAAAGUGAUUGAUUAUACCACAAGAACUUGGGUGGCAAGACCUUGUUUCAUAUUUCGACAUCCACGCAGCACUAAAAAGGAUCGCAUUGUAUUUUUGCAACCCUUCUCGAAUGAUGUCUGGAUAUUGCUGGCUGGCUGUGGCGUGGCUACAAUUCUACUCUUGUGGCUACUGACAACACUGGAAACUGAUGGCAGACCAGUAUCAGCAGUCAUACCUACCAAAUCAUUCCCCCAUGGCAGUUUCAAAAAGCGUCUGGUUCGCUGGGGUGGUUUACUUUGUGGCUAUGACAUUAGAGAUGAUAAUUCGGCCACACAACGUGUGGGAAUGUUUUUGGAGUCGAUUUUGUUUUAUGUGGGUUCCAUAUGUCAGCAGGGUUUAACAUUCUCAACUCGCUCAUUUUCUGGUCGCUGUAUUGUAACAACUUCGUUGCUAUUUUCAUUUGCCAUUUAUCAGUUCUAUUCGGCCAGUAUUGUGGGCACAUUGCUAAUGGAGAAACCCAAGACCAUAAGGACUUUACGGGAUCUGAUACAUUCAUCUUUGGAAAUUGGCAUAGAGGAUAUUGUCUACAACAGGGAUUAUUUUUUGCGUACCAAAGACCCCGAUGCCCAGGAGUUGUAUGCCAAAAAGGUAACCAGCAUGCCGACAGCAGAUGGUACAGGGUUUGUGGAUGCCCCUCCCGAUAAUGUUGUUCUACCCACAUCCAUUAUUCCCAUGACUGAGGCCCAGAAGGCCAAGGCCUAUCGUGAUAUUUUACAUAGCCAUGAGACGGGUGCCCAUGCAAAGACCAAUGAGGCCUCCAAUUGGUAUGAACCCGAGUAUGGGGUGGCUAAAAUCAAAAAAGGACAUUUUGCCUUUCACGUUGAUGUUGCCACGGCCUAUAAAAUCAUGGCCGAUACAUUUACCGAAAAGGAAAUUUGCGAUUUAACGGAGAUCCAGCUAUUUCCACCCCAGAAAAUGGUUAGCAUUGUUCAGAAGGGUUCACCACUGCGUAAACCUAUAACAUAUGGCUUAAGACGUGUCACCGAGGUUGGUCUUAUGGAUUAUGAGCACAAAAUUUGGCAUUCCCCCAGACCACGUUGUGUCAAGCAAUUGCACACGGAUGAUCUACGGGUUGAUAUGCAAACAUUUACAUCUGCUCUUUUGGUUCUGAUGUUUGGUAUCUUGGUCAGUGGCCUUAUCUUAUCCCUGGAGAUUAUGCAUCAUCGAAUGUGGCAACAAUAUACAACUACAACAACAACAUUAACAAUGCCGAUAACAACAACACUAACAAGAACAACAACCGAAUAAAAUGAGGGAUUUCCUCUGUUCUUUCCAUUUCUUUUUUUUUCACAUUUACUUUCCGUUGAAAGUUUAACAAAGCCGUCGUUGCUGUUUCGUUGGAAAAACCGGGCGAUUUAUAUCCAUUUCAAAUAUGUUAAUCGUUUUUUGUUAUUCCCUUUUUUGUAAUAUUUGCUAAUGUUAUUCUCUUUGUUUGGUCGGUCGGUCGGCUUAUUUGUAAAUUUGUUUGUUGUAGAUGUUUUUUUUUUUUGUUUCCUCUUUGUUUUGUAAUAUUUUUAUUCAAUGCUAAGAAUCACUCAAUGUUUGUGGGCAUUUGUUAAAUAUUUAUGAAAAAAAAAAAUGGAAAGGGCUCUCAAUGGCUCUUAAACAAAUAAACUCUCAAUUAUGGACAAAUAUAGCACUAAACAUAAAUCAGUGGCGUAGAGGGACAGCAAUGG
Molecule: messenger RNA, 3905 nt
Organism: Musca domestica (house fly)
Lineage: Eukaryota; Metazoa; Arthropoda; Insecta; Diptera; Muscidae
Exons: 13
Coding region: 127-3477 (1116 amino acids)
Cellular component (GO): membrane
Molecular function (GO): glutamate-gated receptor activity
Source: RefSeq, a predicted model, not a curated record